AUGCGUGUGGCUUUUGCGGCCGAGGUCCGGCGGCCAGCUCCAGUCACUGUGCCGCCACGCAGACAGCGAGAGGUGGAGCCGGUGGAGCCAGUCAUCUCGCCUCCGAGCACCGACAGCCCCGACAGCCCCGAAAGCCCCGACUCACCCGAUAGUAUGGGGCCCGAUUCGCCUUCAAGAAUUGUUGUGCGGAACACCUUCAUUGAUAUUCGUGAUGAAUUCGCAUCAGGUUCAGAUGAGCCUGGCUCCCCCCACCGCGGCAACAGUGCCCCUGCAUCGCCAACCCAACGAGCCGAUCCUUGGGACAACGUUGACCUUGGAGAAGGUCAGGAUGUGCCAUUUGGCGUACAAGGUCCCUUUGGAAAGGCACCAAAUGCAGAGGACCUCGAGCACUUGGUUCACUUCGGAACAGCUCAGGAUGGACGCUGGCUCCGAGAUCUAGCAUCGCCGAAAAAGGUCUCCGCCCGACCCCGCAAGACGAAAGGAGUUGCUGCGGAAGCCGAGGGCACUUCUUCAAUGCGGCUCGGGGAUCUGCUGAAACUAGGUAUUCCAGGUCAGCCCGUGGAAAGGGAUGAUGGGGAGACUGAGCUGGAGAAGCAGAUGCAACAGUUUCGAGUGCAGCAAGACCACUUGCUGCGUUCACAACUUCAACCAGUCCUGGAGGGCAAUUUGCAGGCUGAUGUCCCUGGGACAUGUUUGAGCGGCCUCGGAGCCCCUCCGGCUCCAGCCGUAAGUUCCACCGCAGGCGUUUGGCCAGGAUCCGGCUACAGAGGUCCGCUUCCAGGUCAGCCGCUGCUUCCCAACAUGGAGGUGCCCUUGGCAGGAUGUCCUCCGAUGCACGGUGCAGGUCGCGCUGCCGCAGUAGGUCCGCAGCUGCAGCGAGAUCUCGACAGUGGAUGUGGUGGAUUUUCUGGACAGUUGCCAGGUUUUCUGCAGCAACCCAACAACUACGUUGGGCAGGAUGCGGGAUCGCGAAUUCCUCCACUCCAGGACGCCGGGUCACGCGUUCCUCCGCAGCAGGUGCUAUGGUCACAAGGUCUAGAUGCACCAUAUGCUGGAGGAGGUGUUGACUGGCGUGGUGGCGGUGGUGGUCAGAACCUACCGUUCAACUUGGCAUCCAGCAAUUUUGCUGGAGGCCUCAUGGCGGCAGGAGGCAUGCUGCUGGCACAGGGAAUCUCGUCACUUCAACAGCAGCAGCUUCAGCUACAGCAGCAGCAGGAGCAGCUUGAACGCCUCCGUCAAUCCAUCGAUCCGCAGAUGCAGCUGCAGGCCCAGGCUGUGAGCCAUGCAUGCCAAGCGUCCUUUAUGCCGAGCGGGUGCGGCCAAGUCGACUCGCAGCGAGGCAACCGCCAACCUUCCAUGAAGAAGGGAGGUGGGAGGGCGAUAAAUGCAGGCCGAGGCGGCAAGCGGAUGAUGGAAGAUGAAGCGCUUAUGGCAGGCCGUAAGCAGAUGUUCGACCAAAACAUGGCAGGGUUGAUGAUGCCGAUGGAUCCUCAAGCUGGAGGGCCCGGUGCGAAGGAGAAAGCCAAAGUGCCCCUGAGUGGGGGCGGGCCAAAGCGAACUGACUACAUAAAAAAGUUCGGGGGUGCCAACGAACAACACAUGGAAGGCACUCCGACAACGCAGCCCAUUACGACAAUGAUGCUGAAGAACAUACCGUGCCGAAAGAGUCAAGAAGAGGUCAUGGCGACCAUUGAUGAGGAAGGAUUUGGUGCAAGGUACGACUUCUUCUACUUGCCCAGGGACGUCAAGUUUCGAGCAAACCUUGGGUACGCCUUCAUCAACUUCGUCACUCCGGAGGAUGCCGCCGACUUUCAGAACAAGAUGGACGGGUACCGUUUUCCAAAUUCAGGCUCCGCGAAGGCCUGCAUUGUGGUACCUGCGCACGUGCAGGGCGCUCUGAAUAACCUCCAAGCUUUCAAGAGGACGGAGGUCAUGAGAAGCAACCGCAAGCCGUUUUUCUCAUCCGUCGUGGCAUUGUGA
This is a messenger RNA of Symbiodinium natans, 1980 nucleotides long. NCBI's taxonomy places the organism in Eukaryota, Dinophyceae, Suessiales, Symbiodiniaceae. The record is from the annotation of a GenBank genome assembly.